AUGGUGAAACAGAGGCAGUUGAUCAUAAAGGAAGAAGUUGAAGGGAUGACUCUCUCGGAUGAGGCCGUGGCUUUGAUGACCGCUGUGGUGAAUUCAACACUUACUCAAAAAUACCCUGAAUGUCCCAUGCUAUACAGACGAGUCGGUGGUAAAUGCUUAGCCUUCUUUUCCCUUGCGAAGGUUCAGUGGCCGGAAGCUCGACAGUUUUGCAAAUCCAUUUUUGGUGACUUGGUGACAUUCAAGAGCCUACAAGAAUUUGGACUUGUAAUUGACUAUCUAAAGGAAACUUUACUAACGACUGACUUCUGGAUCGGUGGGAGGUAUGAUAUGGACGUCAAUGCUUGGGCAUGGGCCAGUGACGACUCUCCUAUGCCUUUGGGAUCUCCCUAUUGGGCUGAGAAGUACAGCAGCUCCUGUGUGCCUCGGUCGCCUCCUCACACAGACCCCUUCAGCAACCCUCCAACUGCCCUCCCUGAAGCCCCGUGUUACAACUACAUUCAGGCACCCAAGCAACGCAGCCAGGGAUGGUGCAGUGCUAUAACCUAUGAGCACUUCUACUUCAUCUCGGACGACGAAUGC
Molecule: messenger RNA, 579 nt
Organism: Penaeus vannamei (Pacific white shrimp)
Lineage: Eukaryota; Metazoa; Arthropoda; Malacostraca; Decapoda; Penaeidae
Molecular function (GO): protein binding
Source: RefSeq, a predicted model, not a curated record